AGUGAUCCAAUUAUCCGAAAGCAUGCAUCAGAGAAAUAUUAAAAUCCACGUUUACCAACAUUACAUUGUACAUGUAGUACUUUACUUGGAGACUGCUGAGACGUACUUAUCAAGCCUGAUUAACUGAGUAUGGGAGGCUUAUUUACUCGGUUGUUUUCGGGGUUAUGGGGAGCCAAGGAGCUGCGGAUCUUGAUCCUGGGUCUAGACGGGGCAGGCAAAACCACCAUCCUCUACCGACUGCAAGUAGGGGAGGUUGUCACCACAAUUCCAACAAUUGGGUUUAAUGUGGAGACUGUAACGUACAAGAACCUCAAAUUCCAAGUUUGGGAUCUAGGAGGUCAGACAAGCAUUCGACCGUACUGGCGGUGUUACUAUGCCAACACUGAUGCAAUCAUCUAUGUGGUGGACAGUGCAGACAGAGACAGGCUGGCCAUCUCCAAAUCAGAACUCGUCUCCAUGUUGGAAGAGGACGAGCUUAAGACGGCCAUGUUGAUGGUGUUUGCUAACAAGCAGGACAUAGAAGGAGCUAUGACACCCUCGGAGAUAUCGACUGCCCUGGGUCUCUCAGCUCUCAAAAGUAGGACGUGGGCCAUCUUCAAGACCUCCGCCAUCAAGGGGGAGGGGCUGGAGGAGGCCAUGGAAUGGUUAGUGAAUGCUCUGAAGGGAACCUCUUGACAUCAGAGGAGGAUACUACCCUAUUUUAAAUUUUUCAUUUUCUACCAUGGAAUUGCACUAAAUUUGAUGGACCUUCCUCUCAGUUGUUAUUGGUUACGAUAAAUUUGUGCAUAAUUAUAAUUAUUCUGUGCUUUUGCUUAUGAUGAAGUCAUUUAUCUCGUUGACAAUACAA
This is a messenger RNA of Halichondria panicea, 847 nucleotides long. Its product is annotated as ADP-ribosylation factor-like protein 1. Gene Ontology annotation, molecular function: GTP binding; GTPase activity. Gene Ontology annotation, cellular component: Golgi apparatus; cytoplasm. The transcript is spliced from 6 exons. The coding region runs from base 130 to 675 and encodes 181 amino acids. Gene Ontology annotation, biological process: intracellular protein transport; vesicle-mediated transport. Lineage: Eukaryota; Metazoa; Porifera; Demospongiae; Suberitida; Halichondriidae. The record is from RefSeq and is a predicted model, not a curated record.